CUCUGACACGCUGCCGUGGAGGCUUCUCUGAGCGCAGGUAGGAACUUCAUGGCUGUUUGUUUUUAAACCCGGGAUCGUGGUGUCUACGUGGGGAGGGAGUCGCCUCCUGUGACCAUGGGGUCCGACUAAAUGCUGGCGUGGGCAGCAGGGUUCGCUGCUAACGCACACACGGAAGUAUUGAUCCGCAACCCUGGAGAGACUGAACACUGAACCGUGGAUCUCCACGCAGGCUCGUCUGGAAAGUUCCCCACGCAGUCAGUCAGUCAGUCUGUCUGCGCGAGUCCCUCCCGAGCUCCGCGGCGACGGGAACCGGUUUUUCGGGAACGCUGACCCACGCGUGAUCUGCUCCGAGCCAUGGGCGACGUGCUGCGAGGAGCGGCGGCGCUGUGUGCACUCAAAGUGGCCUGCAGCUCGGCGUCCGUGCCGGCGCUGGGCGCCCCCCGCAGCCCCGUCGGCCUGUGCUGCUGCUGCCUGCUGAUCUUCACCGACCUUCUCGUCGCGGUUUCCCUGAGCUCCCUCUACGUGUUCCGGUCGUGGCUGCCCGAACUCCCCGGUGACGUCAUCGCUCUGCGCUUCCUGCUCUUCCUCAGCCACGUGUAUGGAGGCGUGCUGCUCCUCAUCACCCCCCUCAUGGCUGCGGACACCCUGUACAGGCUGCUGGGCCCGGCCGCCGGUUCCGAUGGGCGGCGCCGCGCCGGCGUGGCGGCGGCGGAGCGGCAGCAGGAGGAGGAGAGCGAGGACGCGGACGCGGACGCGGAGCAGUGGUUGUUUCAUGCGGUGUGUUACCUCGGCUGCCUGGCAGCGUGGGUCUUUGUGGCCCUGAACGUGAGGUGGCGAUGGAGGCUGGAGGAAGUGUGGUCUGCCUCCUGCGUGCACGCGACCGGCUCCCUCAUCGGAUGCUUGCCCCGGCUGCUCCCUCCCGGUCCCGUGGACGCGGAUCCGUGCCGGGGCACGGUCUCGCUCCUCCUCAUCCCCCUCCUCCUCUUCCUCCCCCCGCUGCUCCUGACCAUGAACGCACGCAUGCACGGACGCCGCCGGGUCCCGGGGGGCCUCGCUCCUGUCGGGCCCGCGUCCUCUGCGUCAGCGCCAGCACCGUUUGUUGACCCAGGGAAAACACAGAGCAGCUGUGCCCUUCACGCACAGCAUUGGCGGAGCAGCGUGCAGAUGCCGACACGUCACCAUGGAGACCGGCCUGAGCACAGAAGGACAAAGGGAGGCGCAACGCGCGGAGACCCACGGCACGUGAUCAGCCGCUGCGGACGGGGCUUCCCCCGCCGCGGGGCGCGCGCGAUGCUGGGACCGGUGGUCGCGCUCUCCGUCGUCGUGCUGCCCCCGAACCUCAGCGUGAACGUUCUGGCGAUCCGGACCGUGGAGACGCUGCUGGAGCUGACGGUCAGAGGCUUGGUUUCACUCGCGGCCAACGCGACAGAAACCCCGGCCGUUCGCGACACGACGCUCGUGUGAGGCCCCGGGGGCGAACGCGGACGCGGGUUUGCAGCGGGAUCAGCAGGUCAAAGUCGCACGAGCGCAGCGGGCGGCUCCACCUGUCGACGCCGCGUUGAGGCUGUAGUGUAAAUAAGGAGCGUGGAACGAGCGGCGGGGUGAAACUGCUGAGGCGGCAGGUCGGGACGUGCUCAGCGGAUGAAACAGAUGGCUGCGAGGCGGCUCCCACUGCUCCGAUCUGCGGCUAUUUGUAGUGACACAAUGGGGCACGGGACGAGGCUUUCAGUUUAAAUACGAUGGCAAACAGCGCUUUAAACGUAGCGGAUGCGGCGUCGCGUUAUUCACCCGCUCAACGGAGGGAUUCAUAAACGCGCAGCGACUCGAGGGCGCGGCGCUAAUUUCAACUCCCCACUUUGUGUGCGAAAAUCACCUCACGAGUGAAAUGUGACUAAAUAGAUUCGCCGAGGAACAGGGAGGCGCUCCUCUUACACGCCGUUACACCAAAAUAAAAACUGUGGACUGGUGACUGAGCUCAGUUCCACAAAGCUCGACCUGAACAAGGUUAAUCUCCGUUCAUUUACAUCGUUUACUGGUUACGGAAACUCACCAUUGCUGAUGCUUGUAUUCUCCUGAAUAAAUUCUUGAACAUAUUUAAACAAA
Messenger RNA from Betta splendens (Siamese fighting fish), 2103 nucleotides. RefSeq lists its product as uncharacterized. The transcript is spliced from 3 exons. The record is from RefSeq and is a predicted model, not a curated record. The coding region runs from base 355 to 1464 and encodes 369 amino acids. Lineage: Eukaryota; Metazoa; Chordata; Actinopteri; Anabantiformes; Osphronemidae.